This is a messenger RNA of Gossypium raimondii (Peruvian cotton), 1170 nucleotides long. RefSeq lists its product as uncharacterized. Bases 275 to 967 code for a protein of 230 amino acids. The transcript has a single exon. The record is from RefSeq and is a predicted model, not a curated record. Lineage: Eukaryota; Viridiplantae; Streptophyta; Magnoliopsida; Malvales; Malvaceae.
CAUUCAAAUUGGUCUCAUCACCAGAACCAGUUGAGUACAAUUCGGUUCAUAUCACACCUCUCUAUGGCCAAGGCCACCACAAUACAUAGCCUGUUUGUUUUAUGUAUAUAUAGAUGCUCCUUCGAAACGGUGCCAACGCGUUCGUUAAGCUGCGUACUUUGCAUGAGCUUCUAAAUGAACUCUCUUUUUUUAACCAUUUUUUCUCUUCUUUUCAAUUAACUCUUUUUCUGGAGCAUUUUCUUACUUAUUUUUAUGAUUAAUUUGUUGUGUAGUCAUGGAAAGAAGUAGUGCGAUAUCUUGGGGAUGGGUUUGGUUUUGUUUGUGUUUGUGGUUUUGUUCAAGUUGUGUGGUUGAAGCUAAGCGGGAAGGGAGGUUUUCGAGUGAUGUGAGUCGUAGGAUGAUAGACAUGGGAUUAAGACACAGUCCUGCUGAAGCCUUCGGCCAUGCAGUGACUACAGAUAGUGGUUAUGGAGAAUGCCCUGGUGGUGGUGUAGGCAAUAAGGGAUGUGCAGGCAAUGGUGGUGGUGGUGGUUUUGGCAGGGGGGGAGGUGUAGGCAAUGGUGGUGGUGGUGGUGGUGGUGGUGGUUUUGGCAGGGGGGGAGGUGUAGGCAAUGGUGGUCUUGGUGGAGGCUUCGGCAGAGGGGGAGGUAUAGGCAAUGGUGGAACCGGGGCUUAUGGCGGUGCGGGAGGUGUAGGAAAUGGUGGCUUUGGUGGUGGUAUGGGCCAAGGUGGUGGUGGUGAUGGUGGUUAUGGCCCAGGGAGUGGGUUUGGGGGUGGAGGUGGAGGUGGAGGGGACGGUGGUGGCUACGGGUAUGGCAAUGUAGGCGGUGGAGGAGGAGGAGGCUGGGCAAGAAACGGUGAUGGAAAGGGGUAUGGCGGUGGGUGGGGAUAUGGUUCCCCAGGUGGAGGAAAAGGUGGCAGAUAUGGUUCUUCUGCUUCUACGUCUCAAAAGGACCAUCCACGGUAAUAGCACCAAUGCCCAAUGUUGUUUACGGAGAGAAUAAGGAUGACAUUUCUCCAUUUUAUAGUUUCCCCAGUUCUCCAUUUUCUUUAGUUUUUCUUUUCACAAAAUGUUGUGUGUAGUGUUAGGCUGUUAGCUGCAUCUGAUGGCAUUUAAGGUUAUUGUCUCCUUUUUUUUUAUAUAAUAAAUGUUAGAAAAUGCUAUGUCAA